Messenger RNA from Megalopta genalis, 6010 nucleotides. RefSeq lists its product as uncharacterized. Gene Ontology annotation, biological process: regulation of DNA-templated transcription. NCBI's taxonomy places the organism in Eukaryota, Metazoa, Arthropoda, Insecta, Hymenoptera, Halictidae. The record is from RefSeq and is a predicted model, not a curated record. Gene Ontology annotation, molecular function: DNA-binding transcription factor activity; sequence-specific DNA binding; zinc ion binding.
GACUGACGAAGGUGGCCGAGGUAGGGGAUACUCAGUCUCGCGGCCACGUGCUACACGAGCGCACGCCCCGAGCCGGCCGGUGGUCCAGCCACGUCUCCGUCCUCUUCUUCUUCGUCCCGUUUUAUCCCACGCUUCCCGGUUCCUCCUUCUCCCUUCCAUUCUUCUUUUAUACACCGACCCGUGUUCCUCUCUCCGCUUCCUUUUUUUUUCGCUCUCUCUUCCUCUCCUCUUCUUUUCGUAUCCGCGCUUCCGACCGUCCGAUUCCCACCCGGCCGUGUUCUUCGCGCGAUUCCGCCGCGCGCCGCGCCGCACCGAGCGGAUUCCGUGGACGCCGCUCGAGCGCGUCUCGCGGCCCGGGAAAUCGCGGGUACGCGGCGCUCCGCUCGAAACGACCGGCUCGCCGAACAACAGUUUUCAAAGGCCAAACGACACACACGAGCGCUCGCAUGCUGCCCGGAGGAGCGGAGGCGAAUCUCGCGAAUCUGCUGCCGUCGUCGUCAUUCCCUCCGGAUCUGACGCGCGAUCGUUCGAACCACGAUGUUUACCGUCGUCGAGGAUCACGCGUGAACGACUGGUUCCUGUGUCCCGAAGCGCAAAGUGUCCUGGCUCGACCACGAAGACGGCGGUCGACGUAGGGAACCCAUCGGCAGAUCCUUGUUUCUAGAUGACGAUGACACGCACGAAGUGGACCAGUUCGGUACAGCUGAAAGAAACUGGACUCUGUACGAUUAAUAACGGCACGCCUGUUCCACGCAGAUGAUUAAAUACUAAAGUUGAUCCAGAGUGUUGCACGUAUCCAGUGAUCGAAACGCAUUGUGCGCCGAUUGGUGUCUGUUCUUGAAGGAGUUUCCGGUCACCGUGAGCAGACUCGACGCAGUGAUCUUCGGAAGCAUUUAGGGCUUUCAUGGAUAAUUCGAGUUCGUUUCGGAGUGUGAGGGAGUGUUGUACAGUGUGAAUUCAAUAGGAAUGAUCGAUGCGCUGAAUUUAUUCGAGGAAGAUGUCAGCGGCCGGGGGACUUCGAUUAUCGUCUAAUCAUAAAAGUUCGCCAUUGUCGUCGCGAGAAGAGCCUGUUCCAUGAGAGAAUCCCUCUCGAACCUGAAGUUUCAAUUCCACGGUGGUGUUCGGGCUGGCGGCGUGCGGGCGGAAUAACUCGCUGUCGACAGGGCUCCGUCGUCUUCAGUUUCUAUGUAGGAUACAAGUUCACACGGGAUCCGGUAAGGAGCGAGGAGGAGGCCGGUGGUCCCGGUUUCACCGUGAUCCAGUGAAUCCGUGGCAGCCGACGAAAUUUGGCAACGGUUCCGGAGGUUGUUGGACACGCGCGAAAAUGUCGGCCCGCGGCAUCGGGCACGGAACAGACGGCCCGAAGGCCCGGCGCGAACCGUUUACUCCGAGAGAUUAAAGAACAUCGAAUGGACGUGGGCGAUUUGUCGAGCUCGGCAGGAUUGGCUGGGAGCGGAUCCAUCCCUGGUGCAACGGGUGUUGGUAUCAUUACAAGUACGACAUCCGCCACCGCAGGGUGGUGGACGCCUACGUCGACGAUCGCCUCGGCAGCGGCCAACACCGACGUGAUGAAUCAGCUGUGCAGGGUCUGCGGGGAGCCGGCCGCGGGUUUUCACUUCGGAGCCUUCACGUGCGAAGGUUGCAAGUCGUUCUUCGGCCGCACCUACAACAAUCCCAGCAGCAUCAACGAAUGCAAGAACAACGGUGUGUGCGUGAUCAAUAAGAAGAACCGCACCGCGUGCAAGGCGUGCCGGCUGCAUAAGUGCCUGAAUGUGGGCAUGUCGAAGUCGGGCUCCCGGUACGGUCGUCGCUCGAACUGGUUCAAGAUCCAUUGCCUGCUCCAGGAGCAGUCGCACCAGGCGCAGGCGCGCCUGAUCAAGGAUCCGAAGUCCAUCUACGAGAAGGCGUUCGGCUCGCUGGACGUGGCGAACAAUAACAAUAACAAUAACGAGAACGCGGGCACGACCAGCUCGACGAACGUAGUCGGCAUGGUUACCACGACGACCACCACAGCGAACAGUUACCAUCACCUUCAUCAUCAACAGGAUAGGUUUCCGAAGCGGGACGAGUCGGUGCUCAGGCUGCAGGAGCUCCCUACGCAAUUAAGAGCGCCGGACAUACCGACGAGGCCCGGCCAGGACCCGCUGCUGAGGCCGGUGGACCUGGUGCGGGCACCCCACGAGUUGCUCAGGCCGGAGGUGUCCAGGUUCCCCAUAUGGCGGGGGCCGCCGUUCUUCCAUCCGGCCCUGACGCACAUGCAGCUACUGAGCGGACCGUUCUUCCCGUUCCAGCAGCGAUUCAUUGUCCCUUACGUGAACCAGGUCGGCGCGUCCCAGAUGGUCACGAGUCUGAGCAGUUCCUCGAGCGACAGCGUCAGUCCUCGGUCGACGCCGUCCCCGAAGAAGGACGAGGAGAACAGAAGCGGCCGGGACGAGUGCAAGGAUGACGAGGGCUGCCAGAGGAGCCAGAUGGAGGUCGCGUACGACAAGACCCUGGCGUUCCUGCGGUCGCUGGGCCCGGAGCAGGACGAGCCCAUCGACCUGAGCACGAAGGGCGACCCCGCGAAGAAGGAGGGGGUCGACGCGGCCAGCUCGGAGGAGGAGAGGUCGAUGGACAGCGAGGACAACGAGCUCCUCCAGGACACGGGGCCGCCGCUCGAUCUCACCAGGAAGCAGGAUUGUGCAAAACCGUCCGAGUCUCGGGAACCCGAAGUUCGGGACGGGUCGGAUAGAGUCGGGCGGGAUCGGGCGGGAUCCCGAUACUCUCUUUAUAUCGAGGUGCCGAAACGUUCGAGAUCCCGAGAAUGGACUCGGGACUUGGGACACGGCGCGUAUGAGCGGACAAUGUAAUUUCGGGUUGCGUCGGCGAACAUCGGGCACCGCCGGGCAUCAUAGGGUACUAUCGGGUACCGUCGGGCACCAUCCGGUACCAUCGGGCAUCGUCGGGCACCGUCGGUUCGGGAGCCCGAUAAAGGAACACGUAUUGAAAAUUGAAACUAUACUUCGCGUACCUUUUAGUCCUUCGUGUAAAGUUAUUGUAGUUAAAAUAAAACGGCAGAAAUGACUAAAAAUAAAAACGUACCAUUGGUGCUUUAUAUCCUAUAUUGAAGCCAAUUGCAUUCCCUUCAUUCUAUAAUGAUCGUUUGAAAAUAAAGAUCCGCAGGUCUCUCAAUUGUUAUUAAACGUUCAGUUUCCCUUGUCGUUCUCAACGUUUGUUCGAAGAACAUUAUUAUACUUGAUUUAUUUGCACGUAACGAAUAAGAAAUGAUCAGGGACUUUUAAUAACACACGACCCGAUAUGUCUAUCUAUAAACACCAUUUUUAAACUACUGUUUCUCCUUCUUUUUCUUCUUCUUCUUUUCUCUUCAAUAUAGAUUUUGUAAUAGAACACCAACAACAAUAGUACUUUUAAAUAACGAUAUCUAUCAUUUUGGUUUUGUAAACUUAUAUUUACAAUAUAUUUCUUAUUUUAUCAUUAUCCAUGCAUUGUUGUAUAUUUCAUGCCGAGACUACAUAUUGCAAUAAAUUAUAGUUAUCCAUGUGAAGUACGCGACACUAAAGCAACGAUGUAUAAAAGAUACACAAAGCAUUCGACUUCGUAAUUUUCGAACUCUCGUGUACUUUCCGUUUUCUCGGGUGAACAAUGCGACGCUGACACUGUGCGAGCUUUGUCUUUCGUCGCUGACGCGGCCCCAAAAAGUAAGAGCGAAGGAGAACCUCUUGAAGACGUCACGACAAUUUUAAUAAAAUCUUUUGCUACGUUUUCUACGUUUUCCAUAUGUCGUUGAUAAGAGCGUAUUUUUCAUUUACAUCCCUCUUACGUCAAGCUUACAUAAGGGCAAAGUAUGCGAACUAUUCCACGUUAACAAUUUCAAAUAUCAUCGAAGACAUGUCGUAACAACGUUCCGUUCUCUUUUUGUCUAUUCAAUAUGUAGUCGACAACUGGAUCCCGAACCGAUCGCGUGCGACGCUUGUGGAUCGUGGAGCGUUUAUUCGAAGCCACUCGAGCCGCUUGCCAAUUCCAUAUUCGGGGCCCGAGACCCACGGGAAUCUCUCGAGAUCUCGAACAGCGAAACGUACCGGGAUCCCGCCCGAUCCCGCCCGAAUUUCUUCGACCCGUUCCGAUCCCCGUAGCAUCGGGUACCCGCCGCACGCCUGCCAAGAAGACAUGACCCCGGUGCCACGACGGUACUCGAUAGGAACGGGACUUGCUAGUGGCUCGUCCGGGAUCGUCGUCGAGACGUCGCCGGUCUACGCACAGAGAGCCACAUUGUUGGCCUUCCGCGAAGACUGGGAGAUGAGUUACGACUGAAGUGACCGGGGGGGAAUAGAUUGCGCGAAGAAGCUGUUCUCGCGAAAGGAAAACAUUUCCAGUCGCGGCCGAGGAGACAGAAGGCGACGAGGAAGCAGGGGAUAAUUUGGCGGCGAGCAAGAAACCUGAAGGAUUCUUCAGAGGAGUGCAGGAUUUUUAGUUCAAUGGGAAAGUGAUGCGGCAGGAAGUGGACGUCGCGAAUGACUCUACGAUCAGCGAACGGAUCGACGCUUAAAAUUGCUCAAGUCCUCGGCAUCGGUCGGCCAGGUGCUCGUCGAAGUGGUCGAACGCCGGCUCCGGUACAUCCUUCUCCAGGCCUGAUGUACGACGGACGAUUGUGCCUUGACACACCGGUGCCUUUGAGCUCUCCCAGCCGGGUAGAGUGUGCCAGUAAAAACCACGUGAUAGUUUAACGUUUAAAUGAUAAACCGCGCUCGCACGGGCACGCGCGCGUGUGUAACACUUUUGUAUGCGUAGAUUAAAUAAAAUAUACACGCUUGUGCGCGCACGCGUGUGCUAGCGCGUCCGAGGAUCCGCGAUCGACCGGGACGACCGGAAGUCUCCCGGCGCUCGGUAAUGGCCAGUGUUUCGUAGAUCCUUUCGCAUCUUAUUUAUAUCGAGCCGUCUAAUUUAACGAGAGCGAGGGGCACACUCGCGAUCGGUGAUACCGUUGCGGGCGCGCGCUAGAUACCGAUCUUGCCGGCGCGAUACGCCGGGGAAGGGAGGUAGGGAGAGAAGCGUCUUCUUUUUGUUUCCUCUCGAAAAUCGUAAUACGGGACGCGAGCGUACGGUUUCUACAAAUAUUUUCUUACGCGGCCGAGAGACCGGUAGAAAACGAUCGAAGAGGGGAAAAAGGAAGGAGAACCGGGAGAGGAGGCGGAGAGAGGCGGCGAUCGCGAUCGGCCGAUACGCGCGCGAGCCCGCCGAGCGUUCGGCGAAGAUACGAAGUAAAAUAAAGAAUAUUGUAUAGCCAAUAUGUGGCGCCUUGAUCGUCGUUCAUUAAAUCUCUCCUCGAUCAUCGUUUCCCUUACGCGAGCGUCCGUAAUCACGUACCUCGAACUCGAGAUGGUAUUCGAUUACUUUCGUCUCGCGCGUCUUUCGCAUUCCAAGCCGUCGGCGCGAGCGCGCCGCGGUACCCGAGCUAACGCACACGCGAGAGAGAGAAAGAGAGAGCCUCACCCUGUCUAUCGGAUUAUUUAUUCGAUAAUAAAUUUGUCCGUAUGAUGCACUGCGCGAAAACGCGGCGUUUCCACGACGAAUUCCGUCGUGACGUCCGGAGAAACCGCGCGCCGAUAGCCGCGCUUGAACGGCCGCUAAUAAGCCGACCUUAGGUUACCGCGGAACCGUUUCGUCGAAACUGGUCGAGCCGUUUCCACACGCAGAAGGGACAAGGCAAUUUGAAGGAACACCUUGGACGUGUGUGUGUGUGUGUGUGCUUGCUCCAUGGAGGAUCGAGCGAUAGGGAAUACGAACGAGGACGUCCUUGGGAUGAAGCUUUUACUGCUAAUUGCGCUGGUCUCCUAUCGGCAGAAUUUCUCGGUACUCGGUCAACGGACUAAACCCUGGCAGGAAGUAUCCGAUCGGUGCUGUAAAUGUGGUUGCUCAAAAAAAUUAUUCGAGUCAUUACUGGAAAACCAAGAACAGUAUUGUACGCAAUAUAUCAUGUAAUAACUUCUAUAAACAAAUUUAAAUAGCUUGA